This is a messenger RNA of Sphaeramia orbicularis (orbiculate cardinalfish), 2593 nucleotides long. RefSeq names its product microtubule-actin cross-linking factor 1-like. Gene Ontology annotation, biological process: intermediate filament cytoskeleton organization; wound healing. The record is from RefSeq and is a predicted model, not a curated record. Gene Ontology annotation, molecular function: structural molecule activity; microtubule binding; calcium ion binding. The coding region runs from base 49 to 2085 and encodes 678 amino acids. Gene Ontology annotation, cellular component: cytoplasm; membrane; intermediate filament. Lineage: Eukaryota; Metazoa; Chordata; Actinopteri; Kurtiformes; Apogonidae. The transcript has 16 exons.
CUGACGGAGCAGAAGGAGUUCCAGAAACUGCUGAGGACGAAGAGGCCGAUGUACGAGGCCACGUUGAAGAACGGUCGUAGCCUCCACGAAAGAGCAGCGAGUGUCCACGACCGGCAGCAUCUGGAAAACCUGCUGGCGGAGCUCAAAGACACAUGGGAUACGAUCAGUGGGAAGUCCAUGGAGAGGCAGCAUAAGUUGGAGGAAGCGCUGCUGUUUUCCGGCAGAUUCACGGACGCCCUCCAAGCCCUGAACGACUGGUUGUACAGGGCGGAGCCUCAGCUCGCAGAGGACGUCCCAGUGGGCGGAGACAAAGACAUGGUCAACAACCUGAUUGAUAAACACAAGGCGUUCCAGAAGGAGCUGGGGAAGCGAGCUGGGUGCAUCCGGACCCUGAAACGCUCGGUUCGGGAUCUGACCCGGAGCAGCACGGCUGACGCUCAUUGGCUGCAGGAGCAGAUGGACGAACUGGAGGGACGAUGGGAGGCCGUGUGCAAACUGUCCGUCAGCAAACAGGACCGGCUGGAGGCGGCGCUUCAGCAGGCAGAGAAGUUUGACGGCCUCGUCCACGCCUUCAUGGAACGACUGACGGAGGCCGAGAGGAUCCUGAAAUAUGGAAUCGUACCCGAGGACGAGGACGGGCUGAGAGCCUUCAGCAAACAACACAAGGAGUCGAUGGACGCCCUGGAGGCUCAUGCGAUGGAGCUCCAGAACAUCCACUGUCUGGGGGAGGAGAUCCUGGCGUCGUGUCACCCCGACUCCAUCAUCACCCUGAAGUCUUGGAUCAGCGUCACCAAGACCCGCUACGAGGAGGUCCAGACGUGGGCCCAGCAGCAGGGCCAGAAGAUCCAGUCCAGCUUGGCAGCUCUGGAGGCUGAGAAGGAGGAGGUCCAGAGGCUCCUGGACUGGAUCGGAUCAGCAGAGGAGGCUCUGAACCUGAGAGAACAAGAACCUCUGCCCGACAACACCGAGCAGAACCAGGAACUCAUCGACCAGCACCAAGUUUUCACCGAGGAGUUGAAUAAAAAGUUCCCAGAGGUUGAACAAGCUACGAAAUCCUGCAAACACAAGAGCAUUUCAAAGCAGCAAGUGUCUCCAAGUAAAAGGCCUGUCACAAAGCGAAGGAGUGCGAUGAAGCUGCAGCCCCCCGCCCCGGUUCCCCUGGACCACCUGGACCCCCAGACCCCCCAGCUCAGUCAGCUGAUCAGUCAGUGGCAGAAACUGUGGCUCCUGACGGUCGCAAGACAAACCCGCCUGGACCAACACCACAAGAUGCUCAGAGAGAUGGAGGAGUUCGCCAACUUCGACUUCAACAUCUGGAGGAAGCGUUACAUGCUGUGGAUCAGUCACCUCAAGUCUCGGAUCUUAGACGUUUUCCGCAGCAUCGACCGCGACCAGGACGGACGCAUCAGCAGGAAGGAGUUCAUCGAUUAUGUCCUCGCCUCCAAGUUUCCAACCAACUCCCUGGAGAUGAACGCUGUCGCCAACAUCUUCGACAUGAACAGCGACGGAUUCAUCGACUACUAUGAGUUUGUGAGCGCGCUCCAUCCGAGCCGAGACCCCUACAGGAAGACCCUGGACGCAGAUCAGAUCAACGAGGAGGUGAGUCGACAGGUGUCCCAGUGUAACUGUCCAAAGAGGUUCCAGGUGGAGCAGAUCAGCGCCAACAGAUACAGGUUUGGAGAUUCCCAGCAGCUCCGGAUGGUUCGAAUCCUUCGCAGUACGUUGAUGGUCAGAGUUGGAGGAGGUUGGACGGCUCUAGACGAGUUUCUGGUGAAGAACGAUCCCUGCAGAGUAAAAGGUCGGACCAACCUGAAGAUCAAGGAGAAGUACUUAUCUCCAUCAGGAAGUUCAUCUAAGGGUUUGACGGUGAGCAGGUCCAACUCCAGUCUGAGCCUGUACAGCAGCGCCUCAGCCCCCACCAGCCCCAUGACCCGCAAGGCGUUACUCAGACGGAGUUACUCAGGUGAUCGCUGCCUCCGCCCCAGAAGCUCCAUCGCUGCUUUGGGUUCGGAUCUCCAGUUCGUCACAACAGGAGACGACAACUCCCCAUCGCCAUCAGAUGAAGCUGAACGCUUGCCCACAUGACGACCUCCGCCCUGGACGCCACGUACGCUGCCGUCCUGAACCCAAACACAGCCUGGAGGGCCCUGAAGCAGAGAUAAGAGCCGACGUGAACAGAUAGAACGGCUGAAAGCGAGGCAUGGGCUGCAUCUGAACGGCAGGCGGCGGACUGGCCUGACCUCCAGCCGAGGCCACGGGACCAGACGCCCAAGGACGUUUAGCUUUGACAAACUGUGUGAAUGUGAUUCUUCUGUAAGGAGGUCAGUUCAGAUGCAAGACAAACACGUUUUUAUCUCCUGUUCCGUGUCAUACGGCUGUAGGUGUAGGAGCUAAGACGCUGCAUGGUUUCCUUUUGCAUGAUCCCAAGAUUUUAACCCUGAACAGAUUUUUUAUUCCACUGUGGUUGUAAUGAUGAGAGUGGUGAGACUGAGACCGACUGCCAUUAACCCAUAAAGACCCAAACAUCCACCACCGACCAGAACCAUCUACUGGUACUGAUCUAAUCUGUUUAAUACCUGCUGAUCCACUAAUC